This is a messenger RNA of Oncorhynchus masou masou (cherry salmon), 885 nucleotides long. RefSeq names its product phosducin-like protein 3. Gene Ontology annotation, biological process: angiogenesis; positive regulation of gene expression; protein folding. Gene Ontology annotation, molecular function: vascular endothelial growth factor receptor 2 binding; protein folding chaperone. The coding region runs from base 1 to 885 and encodes 294 amino acids. The record is from RefSeq and is a predicted model, not a curated record. Gene Ontology annotation, cellular component: cytoplasm. Lineage: Eukaryota; Metazoa; Chordata; Actinopteri; Salmoniformes; Salmonidae. The transcript is spliced from 6 exons.
AUGCAGCAAGCCAAUGAAAACCAAGCCAGGAGAGAUAGGAGCUGCUUGGAGAGCCUGACCUUAUGGGACCUGAAGAGCCACAACCACAUUAAAGACACAGAAGAAGAUGUGGAAUACCAGGAGAGAAGCGAGAGUGAGGAAGGAGAUGAGGAGGAAGAGGAAGAGUAUGUAUGCGUGAUAAUAGAAGGGUCAGAGGUUGAGGAAGAUGAGGAGGAAGAGGAAGAUGAAUAUGAGGUUACAUGUGUAGGGGAGUAUGUGGAGGAAGAGGAGGAAGAGGAGUGUUUGUUAGACGUUCUGGUGAAAGAGGAGGAAGUAGAGGAGGAUGAAGAAGAAAGAGUGGAGAGGUAUGAGAAGGAGAAGGGCCUGAAACUGAGUGUGAAGGGGCUGAGAGGGAGACAGACAGGAGAGGAGAAGUACGGUCGGCUCAGAGAGAUCCUAGGAGACCAGUAUGUCAGGGAGGUUACCUGCGCCCCUGAAGGAGAUAGAGUGGUCCUCCACCUCUAUCACCCUAGUGUACCUAUGUGUUCCCUGUUGAAUCACCACUUAAGUUACCUGGCCCCUAAAUUCCCUGAGUGCAAGUUCCUGAUGAUCCUCGCUGGGCAGUGUGUCCCCAACUACCCUGCCAGCCACCUCCCCACCCUGUUCAUCUACGACUCAGGAUGUAUCAUCAACUCCCUGAUAGGAGAGAAGGCCUGUGGUGGGAGGAACGUAUUGGAAGAUGAGCUGAAGUGGAUGCUGGCCCAGUCGGGAGCGUUUGUGAUUGACAGCUACGAGGCCUUAUACCAGGAGGACACGCCCAUCACGACGCCGCGUUCGGAACAGGAACAGGAAGACGACAGCGACGACCAGUCUGAUCACUAUGACAACCAAGGCGCCGAGGUGUAG